AUGAUAGAAGUAAAGAUAUUGGAAGAUAUAAUUUUGGAUUUGCAUUCAGAGACUCCUCUGCUCUUCUUGUUAGCGCCUUCUGGAGACCCUCUCCCCGCCAUUCCCCUGCAGCCUUUCGGAGCUCCUUCCCCCCACCCGCAGCCCCUUCCAUGCAAGCGCUGGCGCCAGGCUCGGCGAUUGGGAUCGAGGGCUGCCGUCGCUCGCGGAGAAACCCGAUCUGCCCCCACCCUCGCCCCCCUGGGCCUUGGCUCAGCUUCCUCCCGUACCUGCUCGGCAACAGUUAAACUUAAAGACCCGCUGACUGGGGGGCGGAGGGCGGCGGCGGGCGCUUCCAGCCCCGAGGGGUCUCCUCCCCCCGCCCCCCCCCGCGCUGCCGCCGCCGCCACAUGUGAUGCGGGGGGAGAUCCGGCUGCUUCUCUCGCGGCAGCCCCGUCGAAGGAGGAGAACAAAGGCGCGGCGGUUCAAAGGAUGGCUCCUGCGGCCGCUCUGCUGAUGCCCUGCCUCCUGCUGCUGCUGCUGCUGCCGCCGCCGCCGCUGGAGACCUCGGCUCUGCCGGCCGCCCGGCGUCCCCCCAGGCACCAGGGGCUGGGUGGGUCUUUGAAACACAGCCCCUGGAAAGAACAAGAUGAAAAGGGCUCCUCCAUCUCCUCUCCUGUCAAAGGCUUCUCUAGAACUCCCAAUGGCCAGGCAGCACAGUGGAAUCCACCCCGCUGCGGAGUUCCAGAUCUACCCACCCUACCUGGGAGCCGCAAUACUCGGAACCGCCAGAAAAGAUUUCUACUGUCUGGAGGACGUUGGGAGAAGACGGAGUUCACUUACAAAAUCGUAAGGUUCCCUUGGCAGUUAGUGAAAGCUAAAGUGAGACAAGCCAUUGCUGCAGCCUUGAAAGUCUGGAGUGAUGUAACACCCUUGACCUUCAUGGAAGUGCACCGGGGACGAGCAGACAUCAUGAUUGAUUUCACACGGUACUGGCAUGGGGACAACCUGCCUUUUGAUGGCCCUGGGGGAAUCCUGGCACAUGCCUUCUUCCCAAAAACCCACCGGGAGGGAGAUGUCCAUUUUGACUAUGAUGAAACGUGGAGCAUUGGGAAUAACUUGGGGACUGACCUUCUCCAAGUGGCUGCUCAUGAAUUUGGCCAUGUUCUGGGUUUGCAGCACACAGCAGUGUCCAAGUCACUCAUGUCUCCUUUCUACUUCUUCCGAUACCCGCUGAAGCUAAGUGAGGAUGACAAACAAGGCAUCCAGUAUCUCUAUGGGAAGCCAAAAUCUGAAAUGAAUAUUGACCAAGAUCAAGAGGAGAAGCCUUACCAGCCAGAUAUCGAAACCAAUGAGAUCAUCAAUGUUCAGUCUACACAGCCUGAUGCUUGUGAUACAGAUUUUGAUGCGGUCUCCAUGAUCCGUGGGGAGCUGUUUUUUUUCAAGUCACACUACGUUUGGAGGCUCCGGAACGGCAAGCUCCAAGCUGGCUACCCAGCCCUAGCAUCUCGACACUGGCAGGGAAUCCCAUCUUCUGUAGAUGCAGCCUUUGAAGAUUCUCUUGGUAACAUCUGGUUCUUCCAAGGUGCUCACUACUGGAUUUAUGAUGGUGAGAGGCUCGUUUCUGGCCCUUUGCCUAUCACAGAACUGGGCCUUUCUUCUUCUCCUGUCCAGGCAGCCUUACUCUGGGGGGCAGAAAAGAACAAGAUUUAUUUUUUCAAGGGAGGCAGCUAUUGGCGAUUCAGUCCUAGCACUAAUCAAGUGGACAACAUUUCCCCACGCAGAAUGACUGACUGGCGGGGAGUUCCUCAGGAGAUUGAUGCCGCUUUUCAGGAUGAGUUUGGAUUUGCCUACUUCCUGAAAGGUCGACAGUACUGGAAGUUUGACCCCGUUCAUGUGAAAGUGCUUGAAGGCUACCCACGAAUUAUCAGCCAUGAUUUUUUCAGCUGUGUAUCUUCCCCUAACUCUUUCAGAUAGAGUGACAGGGACAAGCCUUCCUCUUCAGCCAAGAUCAUCUUUUCUGACUGGGGGAAAAGCUGUGCUUUUAAGCCACUACAUUGACACAA
Molecule: messenger RNA, 2042 nt
Organism: Heteronotia binoei (common prickly gecko)
Lineage: Eukaryota; Metazoa; Chordata; Lepidosauria; Squamata; Gekkonidae
Gene: MMP11
Product: matrix metallopeptidase 11
Exons: 9
Coding region: 1-1953 (650 amino acids)
Biological process (GO): collagen catabolic process; extracellular matrix organization; proteolysis
Cellular component (GO): extracellular matrix
Molecular function (GO): zinc ion binding; metalloendopeptidase activity
Source: RefSeq, a predicted model, not a curated record